Messenger RNA from Ylistrum balloti, 1568 nucleotides. RefSeq names its product retinal dehydrogenase 2-like. The record is from RefSeq and is a predicted model, not a curated record. NCBI's taxonomy places the organism in Eukaryota, Metazoa, Mollusca, Bivalvia, Pectinida, Pectinidae. The transcript is spliced from 14 exons. The coding region runs from base 1 to 1488 and encodes 495 amino acids. Gene Ontology annotation, molecular function: aldehyde dehydrogenase (NAD+) activity.
AUGGCAGCUCCACUACCAGAUCCAAUAAGAAACCCAGACAUUAAGUACACACAGCUAUUCAUUAAUAACGAAUAUGUGAAUAGUGUGAGCGGCAAGACGUUUGCGACCAUCAACCCGACCACAGGCGAAAAGAUCAUUGACGUUCAAGAGGGAGACAAGGUUGAUAUAGAAAAGGCCGUAGAAGCCGCUAAAGCUGCCUUCAAGGACGACUCGCCAUGGAGACAGAUGAACGCCAGCACCAGAGGGAAGCUGCUCAACAAAUUGGCGGACCUGAUUGAGCGGGAUAGAUUGUACAUAUCGAGUCUGGAGGUGAUGGACAAUGGCAAACCUUUCCGAGAUAUGUAUUUAAAUGACAUGGCCAUGAUCCUCGGCACCUUCCGUUAUUACGCCGGUUGGACGGACAAGAUAUGUGGCAAAACCAUUCCAGUGGAUGGCCCCUUCCUCUGCUACACUAGACACGAGCCAGUGGGGAUUUGUGGUCAGAUUAUUCCGUGGAACUUCCCACUAGCAAUGAUGUCCUGGAAGUUAGCCCCCGCUUUAGCCUGUGGUAAUUGUAUCGUCUUGAAGCCUGCUGAACAAACGCCACUAACAGCCAUGUAUAUGGGGUCUCUUAUCAAAGAGGCUGGUUUUCCCCCAGGAGUUGUGAACAUAGUGCCCGGAUAUGGUCCAACGGCUGGUGCUGCCAUCUCUAGUCACCCCGACAUCAACAAAGUCGCUUUCACAGGAUCCACAGAGGUCGGAAAACUGAUAAUGGAAGCUGCCGCCAAAUCUAACCUUAAGCGCGUCACUUUGGAAUUGGGCGGGAAAAGUCCGAACGUCGUCUUCGCUGAUGCUGAUCUGGACUUUGCGGCCGAGAUGUCCCAUCAGGCACUGUUCUACAACAUGGGUCAGUGCUGUACGGCAGGGUCAAGGACGUACGUCCAGGAGGAUAUAUACGAGGAAUUCACAGCUAAACUUGUCAACAGGGCCAAGAAUAAGAACGUCGGAGACCCGUUUGAUGUCAAGAACGAAGCCGGACCACAAAUUGACGAGGAACAGUAUAAGAAGAUUCUAUCGAUGAUAGAGUCGGGAGUGAAAGAUGGUGCCAAACUAGAGUGUGGUGGGAAACCCGUGGAGGGCAAAGGGUAUUUCAUCCAGCCGACUGUGUUUACCAACGUCACAGAGGACAUGACCAUCGGGAAGGAGGAGAUUUUUGGACCAGUUCAGCAAAUUAUCAAAUUUAAGACGAUGGAAGAGGUUAUUGAAAGGGCAAAUAAUACACCAUAUGGACUGGCUGCUGCUAUUUUUACCAAUGACAUUGGGAAGGCAGUGACCUUUUCUAAUAAGGUCAAGGCUGGAACAGUAUGGGUGAACGCUUACCACAUCGUCAAUGCUCAAAGCCCAUUUGGGGGAUUCAAGAUGUCUGGUGUCGGCCGAGAACUAGGGGAAUACGGAUUGUCACAAUAUACCGAAAUAAAAACCGUAUUAGUAAACCCUAUGACAAAAUGAUCGGUGUGCCAGUCUAAUGAAACCAUGAUAUUUCGGCAACAGGACAAAAGAGGAACCGCCAAACUUGUUACAACUGGGUU